AACUCUACCACAUCUUUGCCCCAAACGGUACCCCACUGCCUGCCCCCCCUUCGAUGGGCGUCCCCUAGGUGCCAGGGUGGGCGUUGGCUAGGGGAAGAUCCCCAGGGCAGCCGUGGGUGCUGCACCCACUGCCGAGCCCUCCCCGGGGAGCCGCAGGGCAGGGCGUUGGCCACCACCCCUCGCCCCUUCCCCAGCGCCCGACGCCUGCGGGCAGUGGAUGAUUCACGGCAGUUUUCCUUUUAAGGCUGGGCUCGCUGGGGAGGAAGCAGAGGAGGAGGAGGAGGAGUGGGACACUCCUUCGCCCCGGCUGGCUCCUCCUGCUCUCGCUCGAGGCUCCGACGCUCAGCCAAAAACGAAUCCCGGCGGCAGGGCUCGGCAGAGGCUCCGACGGCUCCAGCCCCGCUCCUCGCCCAAGCGUCUGCGCUGCGCCCGCGUCCCAGCCAUGGCAAGAAACCACCAAGUGCAGAAGGCCAAGCUGGCCGAGCAGGCCGAGCGCUACGAGGACAUGGCAGACUUCAUGAAGGCCGUGGUGGAGCACGGGGAAGAGCUGUCCAACGAGGAGCGCAACCUCCUCUCGGUGGCGUACAAGAACGUGGUGGGCUGCCAGCGCUCGGCCUGGAGAGUCAUCUCCAGCAUCGAGCACAAGACCGAGGAGGGGGACGACAAGGCACAGCUGGUGAACGAGUACCGGGAGAAGGUGGAGAGGGAGCUGAACGGCGUCUGCAAGAGCGUGCUGGCCCUGCUGGACAAGUACCUGAUCAAGAAGGCGAGCGACGCCGAGAGCAAGGUCUUCUACCUGAAGAUGAAGGGAGACUACUACCGGUACCUGGCGGAGGUGGCCACCGGGGAGGACCGCAAGAAGACGAUAGACAGCGCCCAGGAAGCCUACCAAGAGGCCAUGGACAUCAGCAAAAAGGAGAUGCAGCCCACGAACCCCAUCCGCCUGGGGCUGGCCCUCAACUUCUCCGUCUUCCACUAUGAGAUCGCCAACGCCCCCGACCAGGCCAUCUCCCUGGCCAAGACCACCUUCGACGAGGCCAUGGGGGACCUGCACACGCUCAGCGAAGACUCCUACAAGGACAGCACCCUCAUCAUGCAGCUGCUCAGGGACAACCUCACGCUAUGGACAGCUGAGUGCGCCGGGGAAGACGGCGGCGAGGCUGGAGAAGAGCCCAAGAACUGAACGGCCCCCACGGGGCUGGGGACCGGCCCCACCUGCCCCCUCAGCCCCUUUGGCAUCUCCUCAUGUGGCUGAUUUUUGGUUUGGUUUUAGGUUUUUUUUUGGUUGUUCUUGGUUGUUUUUUUGGGGGGGAGGUGUCUCAGCUCCCCCUGCCUGGAUGCCAGGAGUGGGGGGGCAGGCCGUGCGUGGUGGUUGCUGGGUGGCUUUGGCAUGGCCACCCCCUCCAUCCUCCCACAUCUUCCCUGUCCCCCAAGCUUUUGUCUGUGGGGUGGAAAGGGAAGGAGAGGGGGGAAGGAGAGGGCU
Pogoniulus pusillus (Red-fronted tinkerbird) is the source of this 1483-nucleotide messenger RNA. RefSeq names its product stratifin (gene SFN). The transcript has a single exon. Bases 218 to 1183 code for a protein of 321 amino acids. Gene Ontology annotation, cellular component: cytoplasm. Gene Ontology annotation, biological process: signal transduction; intracellular protein localization. Lineage: Eukaryota; Metazoa; Chordata; Aves; Piciformes; Lybiidae. The record is from RefSeq and is a predicted model, not a curated record. Gene Ontology annotation, molecular function: protein kinase binding.